This is a messenger RNA of Beta vulgaris subsp. vulgaris (sugar beet), 1515 nucleotides long. Its product is annotated as U2 small nuclear ribonucleoprotein B''. The transcript has 10 exons. The record is from RefSeq and is a predicted model, not a curated record. Lineage: Eukaryota; Viridiplantae; Streptophyta; Magnoliopsida; Caryophyllales; Amaranthaceae. Gene Ontology annotation, molecular function: mRNA binding. The coding region runs from base 249 to 1196 and encodes 315 amino acids.
AAAUUGUAGAGUUUUGCCGAUUAAUAUAUUUAUUUAUAAAUAAAUAAUAUUAAAAGAAAGUGAAAACUUGAUAUUGAAACAAAUCUAAUAAACCAAAGUAAAGAAUGUGAGUAAAUUUAACAAUUAGGAUUUAGGAAUUAGGAAAAGCUCCGGGCAAAAGGAAGUGCUCAACUGAACCAAAGACAUUCAUAUCUGAAGAGAAUACUGAAGAGGGUAAGGACUCCGACUAAAGAGAGAGAGAUUAAGAGAUGGCUUACUAUCUCCAGCAAAGGCAGCAGCAGCAUGAAGAACGAGAGUAUUACUACCACCACAACAACGUCAACGUCAACUUGAAUGAAAGUAGAAACCCCAAUUUUGAAUUUGAUCCUAUUUCCAAUUCUACACAACCCAAAAUGAAUACCAAAAUUCCAAUUUAUAUACCCAAAGAGCAGCGUCAUAUUAAUACCCUUUUCGUCUCUGGCCUCCCUGACGAUGUCAUCCCUCGCGAGAUUCACAAUCUCUUCCGCCGUCGUCCUGGCUUCGAUUCUUCCCAGCUUAAGUUCACUGGCCGUGGCAAUCAAGUUGUUGCUUUUGUCACAUUCUUCAACCAUCAAUCAGCUGUUAUGGCAUUACAAGACUUAGACGGUGUCAAAUUCGACCCACAAGCUGGAUCUGUUCUACAUAUUGAAUUGGCAAGAUCAAACUCAAGGCGGAAACGAAUGCCAGGCAGUGGACCUUAUGUUGUGAUUGAUAACAGGAAAAAAGCUGCAGAUGAUUGUGAGGAUACAUCUAGUGAUGAUGGUGAUAAUGAUUCUGAUAACCGAAGCCAGAGUGAAGAUCCUGACUCGUCCAACAACAAAACUCAUUCGGCCACUGUAAAAAGUGAUGAGAAGAAAGUAGAACUCUGUGGCGCUGAAGCUAGACCAAAUAUAGAAAAGACCUCUGAAGGUGAUUUGAGAUCAUGUUCCACCUUGUUUAUUGCUAAUUUAGGCCCUAACUGUAGUGAGGACGAGCUGAGACAAGCUCUUUCUCAAUAUCCUGGAUUUAAUGGACUGAAGCUGCGUGCUAAAAGUGGUAUGCCAGUUGCAUUUGCAGAUUAUGAGGAAGUAGAACAAGCUACUAACGCAAUGCAAGCGCUUCAGGGGAGCAUGUUACCAUCAUCAGAUAGGGGUGGCAUGCACAUCGAAUAUGCUAGGUCUAAAAUGAGGAAGCCGUAGACAAAAUAUACUCGCAAUAUCCAUGCGAUUACUGCACGAGUAUAAUAGAACCUCUCUUAUUUGCUUGCUUGUCAGCAACGAGCGCAAAUGCUUUGGAUGCUGAAGAACUAGCUGUUGCUGAAGGAUAGAAAUCAGUCUUUUUUUUUUUUUUGUAGUUUUUCGUGUUCAAUAGCUUUUGAUGCAUAUAUGUAACCAAUUGUUUUUUUUGGAGUUUGUAAGUGGUAGUAAAAGUACAAGAAGAAAAAGAUAUUGAGCUUUGAAUCGUUUAUUCCGUGAUCCAGAUUCGAUUCGAAUGGAAUUACGAUUAUCUAUUUUUUCA